This is a messenger RNA of Paramisgurnus dabryanus, 4678 nucleotides long. It is a transcript of the gene crfb1, whose product is annotated as cytokine receptor family member b1. Lineage: Eukaryota; Metazoa; Chordata; Actinopteri; Cypriniformes; Cobitidae. Gene Ontology annotation, biological process: cytokine-mediated signaling pathway. Gene Ontology annotation, molecular function: protein binding; cytokine receptor activity. Gene Ontology annotation, cellular component: plasma membrane. The record is from RefSeq and is a predicted model, not a curated record.
GAACGUAUAAGGAUCAUCACGGAUCCACUGUUACUGAAAAUGACAUUAAACGUCGUGUUCAGGUUAACUUUAGUAAACCCUUUUACUUUCGUAUUGUUUGUUUCCGGGAAAGUAAUUAAGCAUUGAAUGAAACUUGGUUAGAAGACAAAAAUACAGGCUUAAAUGUGACCCGGGACCACAAAACCAGUCAUAUGGUGUGAGGUUGUUGCCAGUUGUGAAUGAUGAUUUUCAGUCAGUAUGAGGACUACAUUUACAGGACUUCUUUUGCAGAUGUUUCUCUACUUUACAGUGGUCUCUGCAAUCCCUGCUCCAGAUAACUUCACAAUAUUGUCUGACAACUUCAAACACAUUCUAAAAUGGACCCCUGGAAAGAAUUCUUCUCCACAGACUGUUUUCAAUAUAAAGCAGAGGUGCAGUUCUGAAAAGCCAAUAGACCUGCUAUCAGAAAUUAGAAAUACAACAGUAGAUGUCUCAAAAUCAUUAGAAAACAUCUACAAACCAUGUACUUUCUUACUCUGGGCAUCACUUGACAACAUGAAUUCAUCAAAAGUUAAAAAAAGGAUUACACCAUUUGAAGACACGGUUAUAGGUCCACCCAUGGUAGUUCUGUCUGGUUGUGGAGACUGUCUGAAAAUCAACAUCUCACUACCCAGAGGAUCAGGAAGAAAAAAACAGCUUGAUCAGUUUUAUAAUUCUGUAUCAUUCAAUAUAAGUUGGAAGAAAGCAGAAGAGAAGAAGGCAAACCACGUCCAUUCAGAUGGAGAUUAUGUUCUACAGAAUCUACAGCCUGGUGAAAAGUACUGUAUUAGAGUAAAUCCUAUAACCAAUGUCAAUCGCAACACUCAGUCCUCUGAUUGGCAGUGUGAAUACACUAGCAGAGAAGCACAAAGAGAAGUGUUAUACUUGGCUAGUUGGUCAUUGGGAGCUGUUUCGUUUGGAUUAGGUGUGCUGGUGCUAGCAGGCAUUCUGUUUUACAUUGGAUGUCUGUAUAAGCUCAAAACACUUCCUGAAGCACUGAGUAAUAUAGUUCAAACAUACUACUUGAACCCUGAACAGACAAUGACUGAGAGUGUAUUACUGACUGAUGCUCAGCUGAAAAUGUUAAAAUGUUAUCCUACCAAAAACAGUCCUUUACUGAAUCUUGAUUAUGGGCCACCUAAAGAGCAACAUGAAGAUGAUGACAACGUUGGUCAAAAGGCAGACACAGAUGAUGAUGAAGAAGAAAACAAAGAAGAUGAAGAAGACAACUGCACGUACAUGGAUCGCAUAAUUAACCACAGUAGUCUUAAAACUACUGAAAUUGGAGAGAACUGUAUAGUUUCAUCUCUGCCCCUGCUAUACAGUUCUGGUAUCUCCUAUACAGGGAAUAAAAUACCAUUGCAUUUCAGUGUAACUAGACCGUCCCAACAUAUCCAAAUUGAUGAAGAUGAGUAUAAGGAGGAAGUGAUGACAGGAGUGUCCAGGGAAAAUCAGAACCUUUCUAAAUUUAGACUUGAGCCAGAGGGAAAUGCAGAUGGCUCAGAUGCUACAGGGGAUAUCAACUUAUUAUCUGUCACUUUUAGAUCUUUUGGACCAGAGGAAGAUGGGAAAGAUUGUGAUAAGAAAGAGCUAUGCAAACUUCAAGAAUUCUACACAAUCCCACCAUCUGUGCAGACAGAAGAGAAAACAGAAGAUCCAAUAACAAAGGGAAACCAAAAGCAUUUUUCUUUGUGUUCCCAUGAUUCAGACAUAGAGACUAAUCAAGCUUCAAAAUCAGGAUAUACUGCGACCUACACAGGAGGUAUGCAUAAACAAAAUAGUUGCACAACUGAGGAGACUGAUUAUUUUGAUACAGGCUAUAUAACACGGUAAAGACUCUAAAUGUUUAUUUAAAGGAUAAAUAAUGUGAUUGAACAAGUUGGAAUGAAUCAUUAGUCUAGGGGUUUUUAGUUUCCCAAGGGAGUGCAUGAGAAACUGGUAGCUGUGUGGAGGGCAGGCAGGGCCUCCAUAAACGGUACAUCCCUGUAUGCUAGUCCAUCAAUCAUGACUGACAAGGCAUGAUUGUAGAUGAAUUGUCACUGACCUCUAUUUAAACUAAUCAAUGGCACUAUUUUCCACUCGCUGAAUGUAAGAGAUAGGGUACGAUAAACAACAUGUGAAAACUAUUUGUUGGUUCAACUUUAUAAGUUACCUGGUUGCCUUAAAAAUGUUGAGUUAUUUCACUUAAAAUAUUAAUUCACACGAAAAAGACAAGUGUGUCUCUUUGUAUAAACAAAAAUUUUUAAGUCAAAUUAACUCAACAUUUUAAUGGAACCAUAUAACCUUGUUCAUGUGAACUAAUAAAUGUUUAUUUACAGUGUAGGUAAGUUUCUUUUUUUUAAUGGUCUAUUACAUUCAAUAUUAAUAUUGCAAAUAUAAAUGUAUCAACCAAAUAUAUACAUGAAAACAAGUGCAUUGGGCAUCAUUUUAUAACAGGAUGCACGUGAUUAUCUAUUUGUAACAUAUCUGGAUAAAAAUGAUAUCAUUGUAGAUCCUGAAUAAUGCUGGUCCUACGUUACUCAUGGGCAUAAAAUUUAAGAUGCAAUGUCAUAUGCUGUAUUUUUGUUUUCUGUUCAAAAUUGUGUGCCAACAAAAACAAAACUAUGAAUUGUGUUUGGAGACGAGUCACAGUGACUGCACAUGCAAAUCACAUCUUUAUGGAAGGAUUUUCAGCAAAAGUGUAUGAUUUCCAUGCUGAAAAAUCCAGCAUUGUGGGUUCAGCAUAAGGUAUAAUUUGCAUGCUGGGAACACCAUGGGAUGCUGGUUUACUGUUCCCCAACAUGGAAUGAAGGUUAGCUGGUCAUUAGCAUGGGAUGCUGGAUUGCUAGUCCUCAUUUCCAUUUUUUUUACCCUUUGAAGACUGUUGCCCUGUGUGUGUUUUUUUUUUUUUUUUUGACUCUCCUGAUUUUGCCAAGUGGUUGAUGUCCUCAGGGCAACAUUAUGUUGACCCUGGGACAUCAUUUCAAUCAACCAAUCAGAUUUCAGAAAUAAGUUUACAGUUUGUUUUAAGUUUAAGCUUACAACCAGGAUUAGCAGGUUUCUAGCCCAUUGUUUUUCACUUAUCAUGUCCCUCUGAUUUUAGUUCAAUUAAAUUCAAUUUUAUUUAUAUAGCGCUUUUCACAAGUGUUAAUUGUUGCAAAGCAGCUUUACAUGAGUAGAUGUAGAGGAGAACACAGAAAAUCAAUACAUAGUAUAAGAAGUAGAAUAUAGCGGCUAAGGUUAAAACCGAACAAGCGUGCAUAUUAAUAAUGUAACGUAUACAGUAAAGUGCUAAGUUAAGCCAAAGUUGGCUGACUCUCUCUGGGACUCCCCCGAAGGAGAAAAACCCUAGGGAGAAAUUAAUAUAUAUUUAUAUAUAUAGACAAGGUAAGGAUAGGAAGCGGGUAAGCGGAUUAAACUGGUUCAGCCGGUGGUCGUUGGUCGCGCAUCGGCUGGGCAUCACGUUGAAGGACAGCCAGUAGAUGACCUUCACAGCAGCAGGAACUGGGUCUGUUUGUCUCAUUGUCCUCGGGGUCAAGGACGAGACAGGGAGACAAAAACAGAAUUCUAUUAGCGUAGGGGCCGUUCGCAUGUAAUGCAAGUGUCAUACAUUAUAUGGCAGAAUUUUGUGAGCGCAGUUUACGUGAUGGAUUGUAUUCUGAUAGUAGUUCUUUAAUAUACGAGGGUGCUAGGCCAUUUAAGGCUUUGUAGGUGAUUAGUAAUAUUUUAAAUUGUAUGCGAUAUUUAACUGGUAGCCAGUGUAAAGAUGCCAGAAUUGGACUGAUGUGGUCAUACUUUUUGGAUCGAGAAAGCACUCUUGCGGCGGCGUUUUGAACCAGCUGUAGCUUGUUUACCUGAUUUGUUUAGUGUUUGUAGUGUUUGUUUAUGGUUAGGGUUGGUGUUUGGGGUGGGUUUAGGUUUUAUUUACAAAAAUGUUGUCCUUGGGUCAACACAAUAUGAUGCCCUGAGGACAUCAACCACUUGGCAAAAUCAGUUCGAGCUUUUUUUUUUAGCUUGCUGGUGUUUUGGGUCAGGUUGACUGGGGGUUUGGGGUGGCCAGGUAGCUUACUUUAUUAGGUUGAGCCAACAAAUCUUUUUUACAGUCCAUGGUCUCCACUUUAAUCUAUAUCAAAAAUUGUCAUGCUUUCGUUGUUUCUUAAUUGUAGGGAUGCACCGAUAGGAUUUUUUUGGGCCAAUACCGAUUUAAACAGACAACUUCUGGCCGAUACUGAUAUUAAACACUUGUAUACAAUACUAUACAGUUGGUCUAUUAGCUAGUUUAUUUCUGCAUCAAAUUAUUUUUACUGAACAUGGAUUGGAUCUAAUUAACAUUCAACUGACCAACAUAAUAAGAGAGGCACAAAUUAAGCCAAAACAAAUAUAAGAAGACAGCAUGACAACCUUCAAAGGUGGUUUUUGCUAUUCAGCAUUUGUAUUUUAUUAACAACAUUAACUCAUUUUUUUUUACAUAUAAUGGAUUUCUUUAUGCAUUUAAUUAAUAAACAAGUGUUUUAAAUUAAUCAAAAAUCGACCGAUAAAUAUCGGCGGCCGAUACAUCAGUGCAUCACUACUUGAUUUAUCUUUACUUUUCUUUGUUUCUAUUUCAUGUUAAGCUGCUUUGUAACAGUGAACAAUUGUGAAAAGUGCUAUAUAAAUAUAUUUGAAUUAUAUUUGAAUUGAA